This is a messenger RNA of Lactuca saligna, 486 nucleotides long. Lineage: Eukaryota; Viridiplantae; Streptophyta; Magnoliopsida; Asterales; Asteraceae. The record is from the annotation of a GenBank genome assembly.
AUGGUAAGAGGGAUUGAACAUCCUUCCAGUAUUGUGUGCCGAAAGACGUUAGUUGAAGCAAGGUCGGGGAGAAUCAUCCAAGAUUUCAGAACCCACGUCCGUCACUAUGGCACUGAGGAGCAGCGGUGUUUCCGUUUAGUGCCGCCACCUCCAUCGUUUCCCGGUGGCAUCGACUGUUGCGUUGCCAUAAAUAGAAGCCGAGCAAAGGACCCUCUUUUGUUACUGUUCACUACUACCACUGUUGUGCCGCUACCGUCGAUGGCAGACUCUCAUCGUCACCUGCCACUGCUAGUCGCUGAUGCUGCCGUUCUGGUAGCCAUCGUGUUCCAGCCACGACUUUCCUUCGUCGCCUAUGCAGCCCUCAUGUCACUCCGGUUGUUGCUUUGUUUCCUAAGGGACGGUCAUGCUUGUAUUUCACAAGGUUGCGAGUGCGUUGCUGCUUCAAGUUCGAGUGAAGUGUGGUCGUUUUGUCUAGCCGGCAAUUAA